This is a messenger RNA of Strongyloides ratti, 2754 nucleotides long. Its product is annotated as Sterol-sensing domain and Patched family-containing protein. The record is from RefSeq and is a predicted model, not a curated record. Gene Ontology annotation, biological process: endocytosis; molting cycle, collagen and cuticulin-based cuticle. Lineage: Eukaryota; Metazoa; Nematoda; Chromadorea; Rhabditida; Strongyloididae. Gene Ontology annotation, cellular component: plasma membrane; cytoplasmic vesicle membrane. Bases 1 to 2754 code for a protein of 917 amino acids. The transcript has 3 exons.
AUGAAAGAUAAAGAAAAAGGAAGUGAAACAAAAUUUGAAGAUUUAUUUUCUACUGCAUUUCAUAAAUAUGGACAAUUUAUAGCUAGACAUCCAAAAGCUAUAUUAUGGUUUUCAAUAAUAUUAACAAUUUCAACACUUCCAGGAUUUGCUUUUCUUAGACUUAAUUUAGAUCUCUAUAAAUUAUUUGUUCCACCAGAUGCCCCAGUUAAAUAUGAAUUUGAAAGGGGAAUAGAAUUUAAUAAAUUACCAAAUCAAAAUAUAGAUAAUUGGAUGAAAAUAAAACAAAGAGGUAAUGAUGUAAAUAUUAUAGAUACAAAAAAUACAACUAUUGAUAAUUCAAUGAUGAAACCAAAAAAAAAAUCUAAUAUGCAUAAUGAUAUUUUAAGAUUUUAUAUUGUACAUAAAAAUUAUGAAAAUUUAUUUGAAUCAAAAAUUCUUAAUGAAUUAUAUCAAUAUACAGAAGAAAUGAUGAAUGUUACAUUAGAAAAAGAUGGUUAUACAUGGUCAUUAGAAGAUUUUUGUAAAAAAGAUCCUGGUGUAACUAAAUGUACAAAUCUUCUUAAUAUUUGGCUUAAACAUGCUGCAAAUUUAUUUAAACAUGGUAAUUCUCGUACAAAUCCUAAUUUACAAUUAUCAUAUCCGGUAAUGUAUUUAUUUAAUCGUCCAAGAGAUAUUGGAAAUAUAAUUUAUGGGGUAGAUGUAAGAGGUGAAAAAAAUGAAAUAAUAGGUGCCAAAGUUUUGACAAUACAUUGGUUUGCUGAAUUCCCAAAAAAUGCCACAUUAAUAAGAGCAUUCUUUGACUUUAGGCAAAAAUUACAAGAAUUUUGGAAUGAAAAAUCAAAAAAUUCUUUUCUUAAUUUUGUUCCACAUAAUGAUAAAGCUAUGGAUGAUGAGUUAAGACUUAUUAUUGAAACAGCUUUACCAUUUGCCAUACCAUGUUCUAUACAAUUAAUGCUUUUUGUUAUUUUGUCAAAUUUAUCAAAAGAUCCCAGAAAAUCAAAACCAAUGGAGGCAUAUUUUGGUGUUAUAUCUGUUAUCCUUGCCUUAAUUUGUUCAUUUGGAUUUUGUUUUGCUAUUGGAAUUUCUUUUAAUCCAAUAUCAUGUACAAUGCCAUUUUUAUUAUUAGCAAUUGGUAUAGAUGAUGACUUUUUAAUAUUAGGUGCAUGGAGAAUGACUAAUCCUAAAUUGUCAAUUGAAGAAAGAAUGGGAUGGACUAUGGAUGAUGCUGGAGCCAGUAUUACAGUUACUUCUUUAACAAAUUUUGGUUGUUUUGCUUUAGGUUAUUUCUUAAGUCCAACACCAGCUGUUGGAGAUUUUUGUAUUUUGACAUCUAUUGGAGUAUUAUUUGAUUACCUUUUUCAAAUAACUUUCUUUUCUGCUCUCAUUGCUAUUGGGGCAAAGCGUGAAGAAUAUGGUGGAUUAAAUUCUUACUUUCCAUGGGGAACAAAACCACCAAAAGAUGAAAAUAAAAAUGAGGUUUCAGAAAUAGAAAGUAAUGAAGUUAAAUCUAUUGAUGUACUUAAAAAUAAUGAAACUUUAAAUAAUCAUCAAGAUAUUUUUGUCCGAAAUUCAACAUUAAUGUCAACAUUUAUGGGUGAAAAAUUUGCUCCAUUCAUUUUGAGGAAAGAUGUAAAAGUAUUAUCAUAUAUUUUAUUUAUUAUUUAUUUAAUUCUAAGUUUUUAUGGGUGUAUUCAUAUGAAAGUUGAUAUUUCUCCUAAAAAGUAUGUAAGAGAUACAUCAGUAAUGCAAUUUUUUAUUCAUCUAGCAGAUAAAUAUAUUUGGGCUGAUAAUGUUCAACCAAUUUUCCAUGUUAUGAAUCCUCCAGAUUUUCGUAAUGCUUCUCAAAGGGCACGAUUUAAUGAAUUAAUUUUCCGCCUCGAACAUACAAAAUAUUCUAUUGGUCGGGUAUCAACAAAUUUUUGGCUAUGGCAAUAUCAACAAUUUCUAAAUGAUUUUCCUGAAGUUGAUUAUCAAAAAGAUUUUUAUGAUAGAAAAUAUUUAUCACUAUUUUUAAAUACUUUAGAUUAUUCAGAAUAUAAAGCAAAAUUAAAAAUAAAUGCAUCUGUUCCAAAUGGUGAACCUUGUAUUUCAGCAUUCACAUUUGCUACCUCAUUUUUUGGUUUAAAUUCAUGGGACAAAAGACAAUCAGAACUUUUUUAUUGGCGUGAUUUAUUAAAAGAAUACCCUGAAUUUGAUAUGUUUUUAGCUGGAAUUUUUUCACCUUUCUUGAUUGAUCAAAGAUUUACUAUUGCUCCAUCAUCUAUGCAAUCUAUUGGAUGUGCUGUUGCUGUAAUGGCUUUACUUUCAAUAUUAUUUUUACCAGAUAAACAAUCUGCUUUUAUUAUUGCAUUUUCUAUUACAUCAAUUUCAUUAGGUGUAUGUGGAUUUUUACAAAUUUGGGGAAGUGAUUUAGAUUCUGUUUCUAUGGGUUGUAUUAUUAUGGCUAUAGGAUUAGCUGUAGAUUUUUCAGUACAUAUUUGUUAUAAAUAUCAUAGAAGUUUAGAGGUAACAGCAGAUGAAAAAGUAAUAGAUACAUUAUCAAUAGUUGGAUAUCCUAUUAUACAAGCCAUAACAUCAACUUUAUGGUCAAUGUUAUCAGUAUAUUUUAUUGAAGCAUAUCUUGUUCGUGUUUUCUUUCAAACUGUUGUUCUUGUUAAUGUUUUUGGUGUUUUACAUGCUUUGGUAUGGCUUCCACAAGUUUUAUCAAUGUUAGAUCCAUGUAACAGAGUACCUUUGAGAUUUAAAGAAGACUAA